Molecule: messenger RNA, 1808 nt
Organism: Coccinella septempunctata (seven-spotted ladybird)
Lineage: Eukaryota; Metazoa; Arthropoda; Insecta; Coleoptera; Coccinellidae
Gene: Ntan1
Product: protein N-terminal asparagine amidohydrolase
Exons: 9
Coding region: 196-1215 (339 amino acids)
Biological process (GO): ubiquitin-dependent protein catabolic process
Cellular component (GO): nucleus
Molecular function (GO): protein-N-terminal asparagine amidohydrolase activity
Source: RefSeq, a predicted model, not a curated record
ACAAAUUCUUGUAAUUACAUUUUGGUUGUGCAGUUUUCCAAUUAUUUCAAUUAAAUUUUUGAAUAAUCAGAUGAUACGUUGCUUUUGCAGUACUCGCGGCCUUAAUAUAAAAUAGUUGGUAGCAUGUGAGAAAAAUAAUUUUGGACAAAGAUUUCUUAAUAACCUGCGAGCAGUGAAUAUAAUACUGUUACAAGAAUGGUGUUGGUCUUCAAUGGCGUGCUGCAAGAGGAGUGCCCUCCUGAUACUUCCUCCUUGUAUCAUACACACCCCCUUUAUAGAGACAGAGCUGCACAAUUAUUGGCCAUACCAAACAAAGUUGUUGGUCCGGUAGGACUUCUGUAUGUCCUUCAGAGAGAGUAUGCUGCUACAGUUCCCCUUGAUAAAAAUGUGACUAUACUGGGAACAGACGAUGUGACAAGUUGCUUGAUAGUUGUAGUGAGACAUUCAGGCUCUGGCGCUGUAGCUUUAGCUCACCUGGAUGGAUCUGGAACUGAUGAAGCCGUAUGUGCCAUGGUUCAAAGGGUACAGGAGUUAGCCAUCGGAUAUCCUGAUGGAAGAAUCGAGUUGCAGCUGAUCGGAGCAUACAGUUCGAGACCGUAUGCAGAAGAAUUAUUUUAUAGCGUAAUGAAUUCAUUUCACAAACAGUUGGUGGAGAUAGAUCUUACAUUGGCCUGCGUUGGGGAGCUGAACACCACGAUUCGUGGGGGAAUUCCUUGGCCUAUCAUAUAUGGUAUAGGUCUCAAUGUGAAGACGGGCGAUAUCUUUCCGGCUACAUUUCCUGAUAAAGGUCCUGAUUUAUCGCUGAGGAUCGCUCGAUUUCUCACAGGUUAUACGCAGGUGUCUGAUAUUUAUGAUUAUAAUAUGGGUUUAUUAAGAAUUGGUCCUUUCAACUAUCAGCCACUGAGAGGUGUCGAUUUAUGGCUUGAACAAAGUGACGAAUUUAUUUUACAACAUUUAACAGACGCUCCUGAAGUAGAACCGCCACAUGUCGUGAUGCAACUACGAGCAACCUUGAAGUAUAUUCAAGAUAAUCAAUUUCCAGCCAUCACAGUCUUUAGAGAUAACAAACCGCAUUAUUUCAGAAGGGAUGAACAAUCCGGAACCUGGAUUCCUCUGAACGAAAUUGAGAUGAAACGAAGAACAUCCAAUUUGAUAUUUAUAGGUAAAAUUUUGAAUAUUGAAAGCGGGUUACUAUUUUUGAAAAUUUUUGUCUGAAAAUUGUGGACAUCUCUCCGCAUUCCGAGCUUCAUUUAUAACUUUACAGAUCGCGAUUCUGUAUUAAAAAAAUUGCAAGAUUAAGCACAAGUCAUCAUACGUACGACUCAGCAAGAGUGAAAAGAAAACAACUGAAUUUUUAAACCAUAAUGUGGUUUACUGUUGUACCUCAAUAAUUAUUGGUUGGGCUUACUUGAUGACAAUCGUUGAAUACGUUGGAACGAUUCUAAUGAAGGUAACUGAUUCAUUUGUUUUAUAUUUUUUUAUGAUAAAGAAUAUUUUUAUAAGGAUUGUAUCUGUUAUAUAGUUGAAGAAUAUUUAGCUUUAUUUAAAUAGAGGUUAUAUUUUUAUGCUUGGACAUCAGUGUAAUUGAGAGACUUAAAACUAUAUAUGCAAAUGUGACUUGUUAUUUAUAUUCGAAUUGGGAAGAAUGGUUCUUGAAAAUUGUAUUUUUGUUCUUCUCAAAUGCUCUUAUUGAUGAAUUGUUGAUAACUUUCUUCGUUCAAAAAAAAAUUGUUAAUAUUUUUGAAUCGAUAUAUUAGUUCUAAUGAUCACUUAACGAAAUAGUUUUGUGAUAUAUAUCUUUUAUUACA